CAUGCACUGAUGCUCGUCCACAUGCAUGCACACGCAUCACUCCCGACCUCACAGGUGCCACUAAAGCAGCAGCAGCAGCAGCACCCCGACAGCAAAGUAACACAAGUGACCGCCACAAUGGAUGGACAUCACAAAGACCGCAGAAUGACUCACUUGUGGAUAUUAACGUUUUUGAUAUCGGUCUAACCACUCCUUUUGCACUGGAUAAUUCUUCCCUUGGAGCUGGAACUUCUGCGGGAUUCUAUUUAUUUGCAUUUUGGAUCUCCCUCCCCAGCGCCAGGAUUUUUGGACUAAACACUUCUAAGGAUACGCACAUCAAGCUCUAAAGGAUGGCCGUUUGGUUCACAUCUAUUCUCGCAAUAGUUAUAACAUGUUUUACUCAGGUUCGGGGAUCAGGUGUGUUCGAGAUCGAUCUGCAUCACUUUGAUAAUUCCAAAGGUUCGCUGGCCAGUGGAAGAAGCUGCGGCGCGAGCGGCUGCAGGACUUUUUUCACGGUUUGUCUGAAGAAUUUCCAAACCGUGGUGUCUCCCGGAGCUUGUCUUUUUGCCAAGGCCAUUACACCUGUUUUGGGCACCGACUCGUUCAGCAUGCAGCCGGACACCAGGCUGCGGUUGCCGCUUAACUUCACUUGGCCGGGUGCCUUCUCACUGAUUAUUGAAGCUUGGCAUUCGUCUGCUGAAGAACCUGGAGAUACCACCAACCCUGAAUUGUUGAUUGGCUCUUUUGCCAUCCAAAGACAGGUGGGAAUAGGGAAUGAGUGGUCCCAGGAAGUGCAGAGCGGGACGCAGACGGAGCUAAGGUACUCAUACCGCUUCAUCUGCAAUGACAAUUACUACGGGGACACUUGUUCCAAAAUAUGCGCUGCCAGAGACGACGUUUUUGGCCACUACACCUGCAAGCCUGACGGGCAAAUAGCGUGUCUGCCAGGAUGGAAGGGACAAUACUGCCAAGAACCGAUCUGUCUUGAAGGCUGCAAUGAAAAUAAUGGAAACUGUACAAUACCUGGAGAAUGCAAAUGCAGAGAAGGCUGGCAGGGUGUCUUCUGUGAUGUGUGUAAACCGCAUCCAUCAUGUAAACACGGUACAUGCACGGAGCCGUGGGAGUGUGCCUGCAAGGAAGGCUGGGGCGGAAUACUUUGCGACCAAGAUCUGAACUACUGCACACACCACAAGCCAUGCGCCAACGGGGCCACGUGCAUGAACACGGGCCAAGGCAGCUACACCUGCGCCUGCUUGCCGGGCUUUACGGGGGUCAACUGCGACUCGGAUGUCAGGGUGUGUGACAGACGGCCCUGUCGCAACGGAGCCAACUGCUUAGAGACGGAGAAUGGAUAUAGGUGUGAAUGUCCACUAGGCUUUACCGGGACACACUGUGAACAACGGACGCUGACGUGCAUGGAUACGCCCUGCUUACUUGGCGGCAAGUGUAAAGAGACGGCGAACGGUCAUAGCUACGUGUGCGAGUGUCCAGCGGGCUACACUGGACUCAACUGUGAGAAGAAAUUGGAUAAAUGCACUUCCCUACAAUGCACUAAUGGUGGCCAUUGCAUGGUGCACGGCAACCUGCGUGUGUGCAAUUGCCGCGCCGGCUUCACAGGCCUGCGUUGUGAGAUCAACAUCAACGAGUGCGCCAGAAAUCCCUGCGCUAACGGCUCUACCUGCGUAGACCGCAUCAACGACUACACUUGUAUGUGCCCCCCCGGCUAUACCGGACGACACUGCGAUAGGCUGACAGAUCGCUGCGCCUCCUGGAUCUGCCUCAACGGUGGCACCUGCACUGUCGGCAGCGAAGGUCAGCCGUCCUGCCUCUGCCCCUCCCAUUACAGCGGUCCACAGUGCCAGUCCGCCCACGUGCCUUUGUCUACCGACCCCAAUAUGGGCUGGGAGUCCAACGAGAAGCUCAGCUGGGUGGCCAUCACCUUGGGCGUCGGCCUUGUGGCGUUUCUUGUGCUCUCCUGCAUGUUCAUUUUGGUCAUGAAGCAGUUGAAGAAGCAGAGAAACCAGCAGCAGAACUCUGAGACCAUGAACAACCUCACCAAAAGUGAUUUCCAGAAAGGCAACCUUAUAUCCACAUUAGAGCUCAAGAACACCAACAAAAAAAUGGACAUGGAGGUGGAUUGCUCCAGUGAGAAAUCCAACCACAAACACAUCAACCAAUUCCACAUGGACUAUAAAGCCUUCACGGGGUACAAAGAUGAACAAUGCCUCCUAGAUAAAGAUGAAAACUGUGAAAAGAUAGACGACAAAAAGCAUCUGAGUAGAAUGUACAGUGAAAGGCCAGAAUGCAAAAUAUCAACAAUAUGUUCUUCCAGAGAGUCCUUGUACCAGGCUGUCUUUGUGAUAGCAGAAGAAAAACAGGAAUGCAUUCUUGCUACUGAGGUGUAAUAAUUGGAAGAUGUGACAACCAUUUCUUGUGGACUGUUUACAAGCGUGGAGAGGGACAUGGAUUUAUUUAAAUGCAAAGUUGCUGCUCUUGAAAACUUGAUGACUGGACGGAGCCCGAGUGCUCGACGAAUGCAAUAGAACUAAAGCUACUAAACUCUGGAAGAAUGUAAAGACUUUGGGACCGAACGUCGCGCAUUGCGAUUUGUUCCGACCUCUGUGUUCGUCUGAGGAUCUGAGUGUUGACGAGGACAAGAUGAUGUUGAUGCGCUUCCCUUCGACUUAUUGCGGCAGUCAACACAUGAAAGAAUUGUUGACUUUUUUUUGCCAUGUGUUUCAUUGCUCAUGAUUCAAACAAGAAAACUGCUCUGCGCUUGUUUAAAAGCUUACUGAAAAACGGUUCAUUUUUUUGGUUAUCAGCUUUGGGGGAAAAAAUCACACAGUGUCCAGUAUACAGCCUAGAUCACAGAGCCUUAUAUACUUAAGCAAAACUAUGUGCCCCGAGCCUUAUCUUAUCUUGAUUCCUUUGCACAGGACAAAAAGAUGCAAAGCCAUGCAACGCUACUAUCACAUGCAGGGAAACUCCAGAUAAGGCCUUGAUAAGUUUUAAAAUCUUAUGCAAAAUUCACACUUAAGACAAAGAAAUAAGUGACUAUUGUACCAAGGACGCCUUCAAUGGAAAUUACUGAACCAAUAAUGUUAUUUUAGUAUUUCAUUCGUUAUUUAAGAAAAUGACGCACUGAUCUUUUCUUCCUUUUUAUAAGAUUAUUUUGUAUAUAGUGUAUAUUUAUAUGUUGAGAUUAGAAGUAUGUCUGUAAGGUGAUGCAUCAAAAGUGUGAAUUUAUUUGAAAGUGCUUUGGAUGUUUUGAUUAUUGUUAUUUGGUUGUUAUUACUGUAAAUACAUAUAUAAGGACAGAAUCCCCAAAUACAUAUCUGGUACACUGUUUAUCUGUUGGUCUUCAAUGGUCGCAUGAACAAGUGGUCAAAUAUAGAUUUGUGAUUACAAGUCAUCUAGAGUCUAUUUACUAGCGUUUUUAUGGGUUCCGUGUCUGUUUUUAAUGAAAUUUUGAGUGUGAUGUGAAAUAAGUGUGCUAGCAAUCAGCAUUAAAGCAACACUAGUAAACUUUUCAAGCUUUAUAAAAUAUUUUCAUAAUUGUGUUGUUUUCGGCAGCCAUUUUAAUUUUCGUCUUAGUCACCGCGCUAAAUGUUAAUGCUAACGCGAACGCUAGGCUAACGCUACACGUUAGUUUAUUG
Corythoichthys intestinalis (scribbled pipefish) is the source of this 3635-nucleotide messenger RNA. Its product is annotated as delta-like protein 4. The coding region runs from base 330 to 2384 and encodes 684 amino acids. Gene Ontology annotation, molecular function: calcium ion binding. Lineage: Eukaryota; Metazoa; Chordata; Actinopteri; Syngnathiformes; Syngnathidae. The record is from RefSeq and is a predicted model, not a curated record. The transcript has 11 exons. Gene Ontology annotation, cellular component: protein-containing complex; plasma membrane. Gene Ontology annotation, biological process: multicellular organism development; establishment or maintenance of epithelial cell apical/basal polarity; Notch signaling pathway.